AAAAAAAAGGUAGAGAAAAAACUAGCUGCACCCCAUCCCCCAGACAGCGCCGGCUCUCUUCUAGUCUCGUCCGCUCCGACCUCCUCGUCUCCAAUCUCCUCCCAGCCGGUCACCCCCAACGGCUUCUUCCUCUUCAGUUCCUACCCGCUGGGCGUCUCCUCCGCAACUGCUUCGACCCCGCCGGCGGUCGACUAGCCGGGCCUGGGGAUGCCGUUGUGGGGAACAACGGGGAGAUGGGGGGUGGGGGUGUCGUUGGCCGUCGGCAGGUUUGGCGGCCGCCCCACCACACCACAAGGGAAGCGCCGCCCCUGUCCUAGCUUCAAAUCCGACUUAUGUGGGGUUUCUUUGUUUCUUGCUAAGGAAGGCAGACCAUCGAAUAGAGGAGGGGUUGUCUUCGUUUCGAAAAAUGUAGAAGAAGCUUUCUUUCACCCUUCUGACAAGGAUAAAAGGAGAGGCAGAAAUUUGCUUCUGCAAUUCGGUGCACUUCCAUGUUGCACUAUGGCAUGGUUGACUACUGCACAAUCAGCACAGUCUAGUGUAGGAGCAAAGAUAAAUAUGGUUUAUGAGGUCGGAGAGCUGUUUGAACUGGGAAUUCAGCUGUCUUAUCUGCUUAUACUACUUGGUCUGCUUGGAGCUGGUUCAUUUUUCGUUGUUCGUCAGGUUCUCGUUCGCAGGGAGCUUGAUCUUUCUGCUAAAGAAUUGCAAGAACAAGUGAGAAGUGGUGAUGCAAGUGCUACAGAGUAUUUUGAGCUUGGAGCUGUUAUGCUGCGGAGAAAAUUUUACCCAGCCGCUAUCAAAUAUCUACAACAAGCAAUACAGAAAUGGGAUAGAGAUGAGCAAGAUCUUGCGCAGGUGUACAAUGCUCUGGGAGUGAGCUACAAGAGAGAUAACAAACUAGACAAGGCAAUUCAGCAAUUCGAGAAGGCGGUGGAGCUUCAGCCAGGCUAUGUGAUAGCUUGGAACAACUUAGGUGACGUAUAUGAGCAGAAGAAAGACUUGAAGUCAGCCCUCAAGGCCUUUGAGGAGGUCCUUCUCUUUGAUCCGAACAACAAGGUUGCAAGGCCACGCCGGGAUGACCUUAGGCAGCGUGUCGGCAUGUACAAGGGCGUGCCGGUAAAAUCUGAAAAGCGAUAGGUAGCCGUGUCGUACUUUUGUAAAAUCAUGAAUGUGCCCUCGACCAUUUGAGAAAAAAAAUUGUUUUUUGCCAUUGAGUAGCAUCUGUAAACAUGAUGAGAAACGGUAGCAUUGUAAUGAUUCCUGAAAUGGCUGUUGUAAUAUCUUUUGCUUGUAAGAGCAAAAAAUGUAGAAUUUGCUGUGA
This is a messenger RNA of Phragmites australis (common reed), 1318 nucleotides long. RefSeq names its product tetratricopeptide repeat domain-containing protein PYG7, chloroplastic-like. The record is from RefSeq and is a predicted model, not a curated record. Bases 208 to 1134 code for a protein of 308 amino acids. The transcript has 4 exons. Lineage: Eukaryota; Viridiplantae; Streptophyta; Magnoliopsida; Poales; Poaceae. Gene Ontology annotation, biological process: receptor-mediated virion attachment to host cell. Gene Ontology annotation, molecular function: protein binding. Gene Ontology annotation, cellular component: cell outer membrane.